Impatiens glandulifera is the source of this 1650-nucleotide messenger RNA. Its product is annotated as ankyrin repeat-containing protein ITN1-like. Gene Ontology annotation, molecular function: protein binding. NCBI's taxonomy places the organism in Eukaryota, Viridiplantae, Streptophyta, Magnoliopsida, Ericales, Balsaminaceae. The coding region runs from base 89 to 1525 and encodes 478 amino acids. The transcript is spliced from 2 exons. The record is from RefSeq and is a predicted model, not a curated record.
UUUAUCAUUCUUCUUAAAUUUAUGUAUAAAUAUUGCUCCAUCUUUUCCUUGCUUAGAGAGAUAUAUCGAUAUAAUUCAAUAUUCAUAGAUGGAAAUAGAACAAGGAAGAGAUCAAAGACUGUAUGAUGCUGCAAAGGAAGGCAAUGUUGCCUCUUUGAAUAGGCUAAUCCAAGAGGACCCUCUCAUACUAGAUCCAUACACCAUCCAUACUUUUCGUGAAACCCCUUUACACUUGGCUUCUAUGUUUGGACACUUGGACUUCGUCAAAUCGAUUCUAGCUCUCAAGCCUGAGUUGGCUAAGGAGCUCGAUUCGCGAAGCUUGACACCUCUCCACCUUGCAUCAGCCAAAGGGUACGUAGAGAUCGUGAAAUCUUUGCUACAAGUAAACAAAAACAUGUGUUUUGCACUUGAUCGGAACGGGAUGAACCCGUUACACUUGGCAGCAACAAAAGGUCGUGUCGAUGUUCUAAGAGAGCUCGUUGAGGCUGAACCAGACGCAGCUAGGGUCAAACUAGAUGGGGGAGACACAAUCUUGCAUCUUUGUGUGGAGAAUAACAAGAUGGAGGCUUUGGAGAUGUUGGUGCAAAGGGUUGGGGAUAAAGAGUUUUUGAAUUCAUUUGAUGCUCAUGGUAAUACUAUUCUACAUUUGGCUGUGGCUAAUAAGCAACUUGAGGUUGUAAGAUUUUUGGUUGGAAGCACCAAUAUAGAAGUUACCACACAAAACUUCUUGGGCCUCACACCAAUUGAUAUUUUAUCUCAUAGUAGAAGACAUGUCAAAGACUUGGGCAUUUUCGAGUCUCUCCAAUCUCGUGGAGUAAAAAACAAUCAAGUUAUUGCUCCCCAUAAUUCCCAGCUUUCAAUUAAAUCGACAAGCUUAGGAAAGAAAGACAUGAAACCUCUUAAACCAAGUGAAUUAAUGUUGUCUAAGAAACAGUUAAAACAAGAUUGGGUGAAAAGAAAAAAGGAAUCUUUAAUGGUGGUGGCCAUUCUAAUUGCCACCAUGGGUUUCCAGGCAGGAAUAUACCCUCCUGGCGGUGUUUGGCAAGAUGACAAGGUUGGGCCCGAUGGGCACACUGCGGGAUUAUCCAUACUGAAAGACAAAAACAGGGAUGGUUAUAUGAUAUUUUUAAUAUCGAAUACAAUAGGAUUCACAUCAUCUCUGAGUGUGAUAUUCAUGUUGAUAAGUGGAUUACCCUUUAGGAAUAAAUUGAUGAUGUGGCUACUCAUGAUGAUCUUAUGGGUGUCAAUCACUGCCACUGGUUUUACUUACAUGGUGGCAUUGUUUUUCUACACCAGUAGAACAGGCAAAGAUAUACUUAAUGACAGUAAGGAUGGAGAUAUUCUAUUUCUUGUUGUAACUGCUUGGCUGGGGUUGAUGGCCCUCCUUUUCGUCGCGCACACAAUUCGCUUAAUUUACAUUAUAAUCAAGAAGUUUUUUCGCUUCAUAUUGGCGCCUAUGCAGAGGAGACUAACAGUUAGGAAUAAAAACAAGAAGAUGAGUAAUCAUAGAGUCAUUCAAGUUUGAUAUAUAUCUUUCGUCCUACUAUACAUGAAGAGUGUUCAAAUCUUGAUAGAUUAAGUUGAUGUUUUAUUUCACUAUGUAUUAUUAAUGUUAUUGUCCAAUGUCACAAAACAAAUUAUUGUGUUUGA